AUGAGUUUUGUCUAUAUAUCCAUUACAUUGAAGCCAAUUGGCGUGCUUCGCCCAUCCUCAUUUGUCUUAUAUAGUAAAUGCUAGGAUUGAUGUCUGACCAGGAGUGGUGGGAGGAGGAGCAUGAAUGGACACGACGUGCAGGUGAACGGGCACGGCGUGCAGGUGAACGGGCACGGUGUGCAGGCGAAGCGGCACGGAGUGCGGGUGAACGAGCAGGACGUAGGGGUGAACGGGGACAUGAUAUAAGCGUAGGGCGUUCGAUUGUGGUGAUACGGGAUCACAAUGGUACACCACGAAGAAGAAUCAUUACCAAUGGAAUUUUUAUAGAAGAUUCAAGAGGGCAACACCAUGGUGAGCACUUAGAAGAUUACGAAAUAGGACGGGAAUGGAAUGAGCAACUAAGAGUAGUGGAAUUACCAACUUACGAUGAUACAUUCACUUCUCAUGGACGUUCUUGGUGGAAUCUAUGUACAGCCCGUGAGGCUGAUGUGUCCGUAUAGACUGUCAAAAUUGCAUUUACGAUUGCUUGUCAUUUGUCCCGGUUCUUUGUAUAUAUGUGUGAAAUUGAAGAAAGAUGAUCCCCUGAAGAUGAGUGUGCCGAAGCCGAUCAAAUUCAUUCCAGAAGGAGUAUCCGUCGCACAAAAAUAUAGAUGGGAGGCAGGGUCAAAGCCUCAAAGGUCACAGCCCCACCAUUUUCCUGUUGUCGAGAAACAAAACGAGCAAGAGGAAGAGAUCGCCAAAGAAAAAGGGGUUGGCUGCCACCGCCGCCCAGAGAAGGAGUGUCAGACCCUCUUUUGCUGGAUUAUUGAAAUAAUCUACAUUUUUAUACGAACUAUUAGUUUCAACUUUUGAAAAUGCUGACUUGGCUGUGAGACGGACCUUCUCAAAGUAGACAGUGAGGCGGAUGAUGUCUAUUUUUAUUCCCUUCCAGCUCAGCACCACAUUGAAUAUGCAUUGUUCCACUGGAGAGGAUAAUUUUAUCCCAAUAUGAUGUGGCAAUGCAUUGAAUAGUAAUCCAUGGUCCCAUUAAAGAUGCUCUAAUAUUCUGUAAUAACACAUGCAUGUGUAUGGGAUUACCAACUUACUAUGCAUUAUUAUGUAACAAUUUGGAAAAACAAUGAUGAAUAAAUGAAUGAUAACCUCAAAACCA
Molecule: messenger RNA, 1150 nt
Organism: Cuscuta europaea
Lineage: Eukaryota; Viridiplantae; Streptophyta; Magnoliopsida; Solanales; Convolvulaceae
Source: the annotation of a GenBank genome assembly